This is a messenger RNA of Malassezia restricta, 561 nucleotides long. RefSeq lists its product as uncharacterized. The record is from RefSeq and is a predicted model, not a curated record. Bases 1 to 561 code for a protein of 186 amino acids. NCBI's taxonomy places the organism in Eukaryota, Fungi, Basidiomycota, Malasseziomycetes, Malasseziales, Malasseziaceae. The transcript is spliced from 2 exons.
AUGUCCGGACUCGCGUCACUGACGCCAUUUCCGGCCAACACGUACAUGGGCCGGUACGGCAUGGGUCUGAUGCAUUUUCCGCCGUUUGGAGAGCGUCAGCCGUCCGCCCCGCCGGCGCCGCACUUGGCGGAUAUGCGCCUGGCGAUAGAACGCUUUUACAAGGGCGACUUUGUGUCGCUGCUUGUCCAGGAACGACCUGUCUAUGUAUCCGAUCCGGGCCUGCACCGACGCUGGGAACUGACGGAACAUGAGCUCAUCAUCCUGCUGGUGGUGUGCAUUACGUGCACAGCUCUGGCCUACAUGGUAGGCGAGCGCCUGCUUCUCCGUGCCGGGCUUCUUGCACAUGCGCCCGUCUUUAGCAAGGACGAAUUCGCGCACACAUACGACGCGACCGUGGCGCAGUACGACGCAUGGCUCAGCUCCGCUCCUCACUCGCAUGGCUGGCUGACACCGCUGCGGAGCCAGGUAGCGGCGUACGUCCACGCGACCUACCUGCAUCUGCGAGCGCGCAUCGCGCAUGCUCUGCGGCGACGCACACCAACACACUCUCAACGCGUAUAA